CGUCCUCUAUUCAGCGUGUGGUAGUUUUCUAGAGUUUACGAAACGCACGUAUACGAGAAAUGAAUAAAUUAAAAAAUAUUUAAUCCAGUUCAAUUUCGCAAAAUAUCGACAGAGUCGCCCGUUUGAAUAAGUGUGUCACAAGACACAAGCAGGAGGCGGAGAAUACUAUCCUCAUGCAGUUUGUAAAAAAAUGUUGAAAGACGAAGCAAUGGCAGGCGUGAUGUUUUCCUCGUAACAUUAGGAGAAAAGAGCGAUGGCGAACGAGGAAGAUGUUUGGGAGGAGCUUUCGGGUAUUCCAGCGGAUCCUCCGAAAAUGCGCGACAAAUGUGGACAAUGCAAGAGACCCGUCGGCGUUUGCUGGUGUCCUGGUUUACCGAAAACUCCUCUGUGUCCAGAAUCUCGUAUAAUAAUACUUCAACAUCCGGCGGAAGUUAAGCGAUGUUUACGCACCGCACCGAUGCUCGCGCUCGGACUUGAAUCGGGAAAAUGUCUCACUUACAGGGGGAAAAAAUUUCCGUCUACGAAGCAUGAGGGUCUCGCAAAAAUUUUAGAAGACAAAGAUACAAUAUUGUUGUAUCCCUCACCGAAUGCCGUUAAUAUCGCCGAACUUCCAAUAGUCGGAGUCGAUGGACAGAGGCCUUAUAAUCUCGUUCUUUUGGACGGCACGUGGCCGCAAGCCAAAGCGAUGUAUCACUCGAGCCCACCGUUAUGGUACUUGCGAGCGUGCAAGCUUGUCGGAGUCGCAACGAGCGAAUACGUGAUAAGAACCCAACCUACUGAGGGUUGCCUAUCGACACUGGAAUCCGGAGCUCUUUCACUAGCGCUUCUCGAAGGAAAAUUAUGGCUAAGAGAUGCGAUGCUCGGACCGCUUCACCAUCUGUGCAGAUAUCAACUCGAAAACGGUGCGGUGACUCAUCAAAGCAAAGAGUACCUGAUCAAACAGAAGACUUAUCCUAAACUCAUAGGCAAAAGAUUAUCGAAGCAGUUGCGAUUGCUCCCUGAAUCGGCUUCGUAACGCUGGAGCAACUCUUUUCACUUCGGUAAACUUAGAUUACACUAGACGUCUCAAUCUAUAAAGUUAUUUUGAAGAAAAUGAAUGAGAAAGACAAUUCAAAAUCAUCAAAUCGGUAUUGAAGCCGCGAACGUUAUAAUAUUGUCAAAUUUUUAUUCAUUAUUGUGGUGACGUUUUUUUUUAUAACGGAGUAAUUUCUAAAGCAGAAUCUACUCCAAUGUUACAAUGCUCUCGACAGUUUACUGUUAUUCGACAUUUUUUUCUUCAGCUUAGCUGACCAAGUUCUUAAGAUUCACAGCGAAGUCGCGUGGCAUUUUUGGUUAUGCAUAAUCAAGAAAAGAACGUACAAGAUACAGGCAAAAUGGGAUACAUGAGAAAUAAAUGUUAUGACUGUUA
Molecule: messenger RNA, 1408 nt
Organism: Venturia canescens
Lineage: Eukaryota; Metazoa; Arthropoda; Insecta; Hymenoptera; Ichneumonidae
Gene: Dtwd2
Product: DTW domain containing 2
Exons: 4
Coding region: 254-1015 (253 amino acids)
Source: RefSeq, a predicted model, not a curated record